AUGGCUGGCGACGCAAAGCCGGCGGCCGUCCGGCCAAGCGUUGCGCGGGCUGGACAGCACGCGCUGUUGGGGGCGUCCGCUGCGGUGCACCUACCCAAACGACGGUCACGAUCCGGUGUCCGCGUGAGAUGCGAUGCUCAGGGCAGUGCAUGUGCUCCCGACCGGCGACGCCUCCUGCUCUGCGGCCUGCCGUCGCUGUGUCUGUGGGGGGCCGCCUCUGCCGCGACGGCCGUCGAGCUGGCGCCGUUGGGGAAAGUGGAGAGGUUGGGCGGGGAAAAGAGGAACGGCAUCUCCAUAGAGGAGCUCAAAGACGUGCUGGCAGCCGACCUGGGCGAGAGGCAGUACUUUGUGACGGGGAACUUGACGCCAGAGGUGUUCGCAGACGAUUGCAGAUUCACUGACCCCACCAAUGAUACCGUCGGUCUGAACAGAUACGUCAAGGCUCUUGAUCUACUGUUCGAUGACAAGAGGUCUUCUGUGACGCUGAAGAGCAUAAAGGUGUCGAGUCCCACGACAAUCGAGGCACAGUUCACACUGGCAGGGUACCUGAAAUUCCCUUGGAAUCCCCGAAUACCGCCCGUCGAUGGCACGGUUACGUACACCACCAACGAGAAUGGCAUCAUCAAGCUUCAAGACCAGGUGUGGAGCAUCUCGAGCCUGGACGCCAUUGCCCAGUCCUUUACGCCAACUGCGGGAACGCAGUAA
Molecule: messenger RNA, 705 nt
Organism: Ostreobium quekettii
Lineage: Eukaryota; Viridiplantae; Chlorophyta; Ulvophyceae; Bryopsidales; Ostreobiaceae
Source: the annotation of a GenBank genome assembly